Rhodofomes roseus is the source of this 1255-nucleotide messenger RNA. RefSeq names its product XAP5, circadian clock regulator-domain-containing protein. Gene Ontology annotation, cellular component: nucleus. NCBI's taxonomy places the organism in Eukaryota, Fungi, Basidiomycota, Agaricomycetes, Polyporales, Fomitopsidaceae. Bases 1 to 954 code for a protein of 317 amino acids. The transcript is spliced from 6 exons. The record is from RefSeq and is a predicted model, not a curated record. Gene Ontology annotation, biological process: chromatin organization.
AUGUCGAACAACAAGGCAGAAGGAAGGCGCGAGGAUGCCUUGGCUAAGCAGCGCAAUCAAAUGCGCGAGGAGUUUGAACGGCAGAAGCAGUCUCUCAUCAACGAAACGGAGAAGGCUCGCCCCUCAUCCAACCGUUUCGUCGGCCAGAAUGACUCCAUGGAGGAUACGCUCAAGAAGAGCACCGUUGGUCUUGUCAAGCUAGAGGACUUCCAACAGCGACGGAAGGAACUCGAGGAGGCAAAGGCUAGAGAAGCUGCACGGACGAGCGAGCUGAAGUAUGUCGUAGAUGAGCAAAAGAAGGCGAAAAAGCGGAAGAAGGCGGCAAAGUCAACGCUCUCCUUCGCCAUGGACGAGGAGGGAGAAGGCGAGGAUGACGCCGACAACGGAGAGCAGCCCGCUAAGCGGCCCAAGUCGCGCAAGAAUCCCAAUGUCGACACGUCGUUCUUGCCUGACCGCGAACGCGAGGAGGCAGAGCGACAUCAGCGCGAGGAGCUCCGACAGGAAUGGCUGAGGAAGCAAGAGGAGAUGAAGCAAGAAGAAAUUGAGAUUACAUACUCAUUUUGGGAUGGCAGCGGUCAUCGUAAGAGCGUGAUGUGCAAGAAAGGCGAUGAAAUAGCUACAUUCUUGGAGAAGUGCAGGCAGCAAUUCCCUGAACUUCGAGGUGUCAGCGUUGACAAUCUCAUGUAUGUGAAGGAGGACUUGAUCAUCCCACACCACUAUACCUUCUACGACUUCAUAGUCAACAAGGCCCGUGGCAAGUCUGGCCCGUUGUUCAAUUUCGAUGUUCACGACGAUGUUCGCCUGCUGGUUGACGCCACCAUUGAGAAGGACGAAUCGCAUGCGGGGAAGGUCGUGGAAAGAAGUUACUAUCAGCGAAACAAACAUAUAUUCCCUGCGUCGAGAUGGGAGGUAUACGAGCCAGAGAGGAAUUACGGGAAGUAUACGAUAGCUUGAUCGUCAUCGCAAGACCUCUACUCGCAAACAUAUCUAUCGUUCUCGUACCCGCACGUCUUUUGUCGUUGCAUCAUGGCUUUCCCGUGUUUGUACGUCGCUCGCUGAACUAUCAGCACCGUGAAUAGUAACUGCGCUAUUCGCUCUCCAUGCCACAUGUAUCACUAUUCUACGAGCCAAGGUCUUCGUUGCCCCUCCGCCGGAGAUGUUCUCUUUAAAGUUGCCUAGGCCAGGCUCAUAGACUUCCGUCUACUCAUCCGGCGCAGGAUAUAUAUUAUCAACGGCAUCGUGUAGUAAUACUUUG